Hippocampus zosterae (dwarf seahorse) is the source of this 3154-nucleotide messenger RNA. RefSeq names its product mitogen-activated protein kinase kinase kinase 9 (gene map3k9). Lineage: Eukaryota; Metazoa; Chordata; Actinopteri; Syngnathiformes; Syngnathidae. The transcript is spliced from 11 exons. The record is from RefSeq and is a predicted model, not a curated record. Bases 538 to 3084 code for a protein of 848 amino acids. Gene Ontology annotation, biological process: protein phosphorylation. Gene Ontology annotation, molecular function: protein binding; JUN kinase kinase kinase activity; ATP binding.
ACACUUUUUUAAAAGGAGAAAUUCGUGCCCAAUGACAUUACACGUCAUACCAUCAAAUAGUAAUGACAUGAUUAAAUAAAAUUAAGAAAAUAUGAAUUAUGUUGCCGCCCGCUUUAGCCACCUAGGGGCGGUAUAAGACAAAUAAAGUGUUGAUAUACUGUAGACGUCAGACGUCAAUUUCGGAUCCUUUCAGAGGAUAAAGAAUACCGUGAGUGCUGUUUAUGUGAGUUAGUGACAGGGACCUGCCUCGAAUCACACAAAUUUGGAAAUAGUAAACACCCCUCACUCCAAAAAUGUAUAUAAUUGCCUGUAUUUAUAUUUAAACCUAAAAUAUAGCCUAAAGUACAGUAUACCCCAAAACUUGAAUACCGUUUGAAACGUGGUCUAAACUUAUGAUGUAUAGACGAUUUGAUUUAAUAUAAAGUAAAUGCUCCAGAAAUGCCAAGACAAUAACAAGGCCUAGAUGUGGCCAUGGCUUGUUUGGCCUGAUGUGUUUCUCCUCUGCUGGCCUACUUUUGCGCACCACCUGAAAUAUUCAUGAGCGUCUACUGGAGGAGGAGGGCGUCCCCCUGGGAGCGUAACCAAGUCCUGGAGAUCGACUUCUCUGAGCUAACCCUGGAGGAGAUCAUUGGCGUGGGUGGCUUCGGAAAGGUGUACCGUGCGGUGUGGCGCGGCGCCGAGGUAGCGGUGAAGGCGGCGCGGCAGGACCCCGACGAGGACGAAGAGCAGACGUUGGCCAGCGUGCGGCAGGAGGCCAAGCUCUUCGCCAUGCUGGAGCACGCCAACGUUAUGGCACUGCUGGGCGUUUGCCUAAACCUGCCCAAUCUGUGCCUGGUGAUGGAGUAUGCCCGUGGCGGCGCCCUCAACCGGGUGCUGGCAGGCAAACGUGUGCCGCCCUGUGCCCUGGUGGACUGGGCGGUGCAGGUCGCCCGAGGAAUGCGCUACCUGCAUGACCAGGCCAUCGUCACAAUCAUUCACAGAGACCUCAAAUCCAGCAACGUCCUCAUCCUGGAGAGGCUCGAGAAGGAUGACCUGAGCAACAAGACAUUGAAGAUCACAGACUUUGGGCUGGCGCGCGAGUGGCAGCGCACCACCAAGAUGAGCGCGGCGGGCACCUACGCGUGGAUGGCGCCCGAAGUCAUCCGCUCUUCCAUUUUCUCCAAGGGUAGCGACGUGUGGAGUUACGGGGUGCUGCUGUGGGAGUUGCUGACGGGAGAAGUGCCGUUCCGGGGCAUCGACGGACUGGCGGUGGCUUACGGAGUGGCCAUGAACAAGCUGGCCUUACCCAUCCCCUCCACAUGUCCCGAACCGUUUGCGCGCCUCAUGGAAGGGUGCUGGAGCUCGGACCCUCACUCCCGGCCGCACUUUGCCAACAUUCUGGACCGGCUGACCACCAUUGAAGAGUCGGGAUUCUUCGAGAUGCCGGCCGAGUCCUUUUGCUCCCUGCAGGACGACUGGAAGCUGGAGAUACAAGAGAUGUUUGACCAGUUGCGGACCAAGGAGAAGGAGCUCCGUUCGUGGGAGGAGGAGCUGACGCGGGCGGCGCUGCAGCAGAAGUGCCAGGAGGAGGCGCUGCGGCGGCGCGAGCAGGAGCUGGCUGAGCGGGAGAUCCACAUUCUGGAACGCGAGCUCAACAUUAUCAUCCAUCAGCUGUAUCGCGACAAGCCGCACGUAGAGCGUCGCCAGGGCAAGUUCCGGCGCCACCGCCUGAAAAUCAAGGAUGGCAACAGGAUAAGCCUACCGCAAGAUUUCCAGCACAAGAUUACUGUGCAGGCAUCACCGUCACAUGACCGCCGUAGGAGUUUGCUCAGCAGUGGCUCCAGCCCUCCCAGCAGCCCCCCGCUGCUCCCUCGCCUCCGAGCCAUCCAACUCAACCCGCGGGAGGGUUGCUGCGGCGGCUGGGCUCGCGGCGCGGGCGAAGAGGAGGUCGAAAGGAGGGGCUCCAGGAAGAAAGGCAGGACGCGAGUGUGCGGACCGCACCGGGAGCACAGCGCCGACGCCAGCGUGAGGCCCGCCGCCGAGGGCGGCCGCCAGCGUUCUUGCAGCGCCCCCAACUUGCGGCGUUCCCCCAGACUCAGCCCCGCUGUGCCGGGAGUGGCCAGCCUCCUGGAGCUCGAAAAUGAAGACUGCUGCUUCGUGAGCGCCUCAGAAGCAGGCCCAGCUCAGACGUACCUGCGCCCGCCCGACCUAGAAGUGGACCAAUCAGCAGCCGGCGGGGAUCCCUUUGCGGACGUCCACGUUCCGGGAGCGACGCCGAGCCGUAAGAGCCCCGGCGGAGGUCGGCGCACGGACCUGGUACUUCUGGGCUGCGGCGCUCUGCUAGCGGCGGCCGGGCUCGGUUCCAACUUGCUGACGCAGGCUCGGCCGGAGGAGGGCGUCAAAUCGCGCCGGGACGCUUUCUUCCAUGUGCACAGACUCUUCCGCCGCGACAGUCCACUUCGAAUCCCACCAUCCUUCCCGUCCCCGGACCGCGACUCUUCCACGCGCUCGCUGCUGCGCUCCGAUAGCGACGAGCCGCCCGCGCGACGCCACUGCAACGCUCUGGUCAACACCCACCUAGAGAGCUUCAAGCGCAACCCACGCCAGUCGCUCACGCCCACGCACGUACCCUGCGCAUCGAGUGGCGCCGGCCCACGCGGCGCGAGCCUGCGACGCACGCCGUCCGACGGCGCCAUCAGGAGGAGCUGCCCGCAGAACAACCUGGAACCUUUGCCGGAGCAAACCAUCUUGGAGAACAUAGGGGGCACCUCGGCCGUCCCUCGCCUUCCGGACCCCAAUGUGGUAUUUCCCCCCACCCCUCGCCGCCGCUCCGCCCCCGAGCGGCCCAAAACCUUGGACAUCCUGGCGCGGCCUCGGCCCUCGGCGCGGCCCCGUUGCGACGCCUUUCGCCCGGAGGCUCGGGGCCGCGUCGACUCUCCGGCGGCGCACACCUCCAGCACGGAGACGCCGCCUACCGCGGAGGAGGCAUCCGCGCCUUACUCCACCUACAGGGGGCGCAACCUGAUGGACACGCAGGACGAGGGGCAGUGCCGCGAUGGCACUGUGCCGCUGUGCAGCAAAGACUCGGUGGGAUGCUUUCACUGACCCCACCCCCCCAUCAUUCACUCAUGCCCUACUCCCAAAUCACAAUAAGCACUACCAUCACCGUCACCCC